Drosophila kikkawai is the source of this 1152-nucleotide messenger RNA. It is a transcript of the gene Miox, whose product is annotated as Myo-inositol oxygenase. Gene Ontology annotation, biological process: inositol catabolic process. Gene Ontology annotation, molecular function: inositol oxygenase activity; iron ion binding. Gene Ontology annotation, cellular component: cytoplasm. The record is from RefSeq and is a predicted model, not a curated record. Lineage: Eukaryota; Metazoa; Arthropoda; Insecta; Diptera; Drosophilidae.
GUGUGAGGUCUAAGCGGCAAGCGAUUCAAAAGUGUUUUGCUUGCUCAACGGCGCGGUGCUACCUAAAAUCAAAUUCAAUUUCUAUAAAUAUUACCUAACGUCCUUAGUUAUUCAAUAUGAGAAUUCUAGCGGAGAACCAUGUCCAUCUUUUGGAUCCCUCGGAGCUGCUGCGGCCAGAGCCCACAUUUGCUGACAAGAAUCCCUCCAAGUUCCGCGACUACAGUGUGGACACCACAGAUCCCUUGAAGGAGCGCGUGCGUCAGACCUAUCGUCAGAUGCACUUGAAUCAGACCGUGGACUUUGUCAAGGGUCGCCGUGAUCGCUGGCUUAAAUUCAACACCAUUAAGAUGACGGUGCGUGAGGCUCUGGAGAAGCUAAACGAUCUGGUGGACGAGUCCGAUCCCGAUCUGGAUCUGCCCAACAUCAUUCACGCCUUCCAGGCUGCGGAGCGGGCAAGAGCUGAGUUCCCAGAGCACGACUGGCUCCAUUUGACGGCCCUUAUUCACGAUCUGGGUAAGAUCAUGGCCUUUUACGAUGAGCCACAGUGGGCUGUGGUGGGCGACACCUUCGCCGUGGGUUGCCGUUGGGGCGACAGUAUCGUCUAUCGGGAUGAGAGCUUCGAGGGUAAUCCCGAUGGGGAUAAUCCCGCCUACAAUACGGAGUACGGCAUCUAUGAGGCCAACUGUGGCGUGGAUAAUCUAUUGAUGUCCUGGGGCCACGAUGAGUACAUGUACAAUGUGCUGAAGCACAACAAGACCAAGCUGCCCCAUGUGGCCUGCAACAUCAUCCGCUUCCACUCCUUCUAUCCGUGGCACAAUGGCGGUGACUACAAGCACCUGGAGGCCGCCAAGGAUGAGGAGACCAAGAAGUGGGUCCUGAUCUUCAAUCGCUACGAUCUGUACACGAAGAGCGAGGUAGUUCCGGAUAUUGAUGCCUUGUGGCCUUAUUAUCAGACCUUGAUCGACAAGUAUCUGCCAGGAGUUAUUGAGUUCUAAGAGGAAGAAACUAAACCAUUAUCCUUAAUUUACUCAGAAGGACUAACCUAAGUUCCUUUACCUUAUACCAUAUAUAUAUAUAUAUACUUGUAACCUAAUUUACUACAAAUUUAUACUUGUUAUAUUACCAAUAUACAAAUUAUUUACAAAUACUAAA